Messenger RNA from Galleria mellonella (greater wax moth), 7574 nucleotides. Its product is annotated as ras GTPase-activating-like protein IQGAP1. Gene Ontology annotation, biological process: regulation of actin cytoskeleton organization; regulation of GTPase activity. The record is from RefSeq and is a predicted model, not a curated record. The coding region runs from base 251 to 5179 and encodes 1642 amino acids. The transcript has 14 exons. Gene Ontology annotation, molecular function: GTPase activator activity; calmodulin binding; actin filament binding. Gene Ontology annotation, cellular component: cytoplasm. Lineage: Eukaryota; Metazoa; Arthropoda; Insecta; Lepidoptera; Pyralidae.
UAAAAAAAAAUCUAUGGAUUCAACCGACGAAUGUUUUGAAUAGUUGUUUACUUGUAUCAGGAAUUAAAAAUUUAAAUAUUUUUAUUCCAAAAUGAUGGCUAUUACUUAUUGAUUAAAGUGCUUACCUAUUAUAAUCUAAUUCAGUUUUACUUUAUUGAAGAAGUAGUGUGUGGUUUAAGUUACAUUUAUUAAAUAAAUAUGCUAGUUUUGCAAAUUUAAAGAUAUUGUAAUAAAACGAUCAUUGGUAACCAUGUCUUUUCUUCAGAAAGAUACUAAUGAAAUUCGUAUUGGAAAGAUCGAUGACUGUGAUUCAGAUAUUCGAAAAACUGGACAUGAGAUGGAUGUAAUCAGACAAAGAACUAUUGCAUAUGAGUACUUAUGUAGAUUGGAAGAGGCAAAGAUAUGGAUGGAAACUUGUUUAAAAGAAAAAUUACCCCAUGCUACCGAUUUUGAGGAAAGUUUACGCAAUGGAGUUUAUUUAGCUAAGCUUGGGAAUUUUAUAGCUCCUGAAGCACUUCCAUUAAAUAAAAUUUAUGAUAUUGACCAAAGACGUUAUAAGGUUAUGGGUCUACAGUUCAAACAUACAGAUAAUAUAAAUAAAUUUCUUCAAAUUUUACAAAGAACUGAGUUACCCCUGACUUUUCAACCCGAAACCACUGAUAUUUAUGACAAGAAAAACAUGCCACGAGUUAUUUAUUGUUUGCACGCUCUUAGUACGCAUUUGUUUAAACUUGGUAAAGCACCUUUGAUUCAUGAUGUGUUUGGAACAGCUGUCUUUACAGAUGAGGAACUAGACACUGUUUCUAAAGAUUUACAAAAAUGUGAACAUCCACUUCCUAUUUUUCAAAAGAUUGGUGGAAUAUUAUCAAAAAAUGCAGAUAAUAAUGGAAGCCUCUAUAAAGCAAUUAUAGCAUUAAAUAAAGUUUUAGAUACGGAGAAAUCUAUUACAUCGGCCUUAUUGAAUCCUCAACUUAAAUUACAAUAUGUUCAAAAUAGACUUAUAGAUGAGUAUAAAAAAGUUUUACAGGCAGCAAAACAUGAAAAAUCCCGAAAUGCACUUAACCGAUCGCUUAAUGACACUUAUAUCCCUGACGAGUAUGAUGAGUUACUAACACAAUUUGAAAUUCAGGGCUAUAUUACUGCUGUCAAUUAUAAAUUUUUGUGGAAAGCUUUAUGUUCUGCUUGCCAAAAUAAUGAUAUCAGUAAUUUGCAGAAGAUAUUUAAUGAAGACUGGGUGAAGAUAAAUAAUUUUGACUCCAAUAAUAUAGAUUUUUAUUGUGAUGUGGUAAAAGAAAUCAUGGAGUGCAGCAAGGAUGUUGAAGUAGAAAAUGUUACAAAUUGGAAUAAGGUGUUCCAAAAUAUUAUAAAUGAAGGGAAUCAAAAAUCAAAUGAACACAAUAAUCGCAAAAGCGCUAUAACUGAAGUAAAUAAUGCACUAGAUAAUGGAAAUCCAAAUGAUUUGUAUUCAGCAUUAAUCAAUGCAAAUUUAGGUUUGAAUUUAAAAAUUGAAAAAUAUUCUGCACCUUUAUUAUUUGAAGAAAUGAAAUUAGAAAAAUAUGAGAUGGAAAGAAAUUUAAAUGAAAAUGAGAUAGCAGCAUCUGUAUCUUAUUUAGCGUCUAUAGCUGCUAUAUCUCAAGCUGUGGACAGAGGAGACGAGGCUGCUGUUUGGAAUUCUCUUAUGUCGAAACAAAUUAAUUUAGAAGGUCUUCGGUCGCAUUGUAGACGUCGUUAUUUUUCAGCUUUGGUAAAUGCACUCCAAGUAAAGAUCAGGGAACACUGCGCAUGUCCUCUUCUUACAUUAGAAGAUAUUUGUGAUACUAUUGAAAUGGUUAAUACAAAAGAUGAUGAUGAUGAGGAAUUAGUGGAAGUAGUAGAUAGCAUUAAUAAAGCAGUGUUUGAAGAAGAUUCAGAAAAACUAAUGACAUUGCUUAAAUCUUCAUCUAUAAAAAUUACAUCACGUUUGCAUAAAGAUGAACAAAAUUUAUAUUUGCGGAUGUUAAAAAAGAAAUUGGUACAUAGAGAAACACAAAACCUGUGGCUAGACGACAUCGUUGAUGCUAUUAAUGAAGUCAAUACAGAGUCAAUGAGAGUAAAGGAGCUGACUGACGUCUUAGUUCGCCUGAAUCUUGCGGUUAUAAAAAAUGAUGUCAAUGAUUUUUGGAACGCUCUUUCGUGCCCUCUACUCUCUGGUUCAGUAAUGAUAGAAUGUUCAUGUAUAGAUAUCUACUUCCAAAUAUUCUCUAAAGCUUUAAAGAAGAGAGGGCAUCACAUUUGUCCUUGGAUUGUCUGCCACACUGAAGCUGGAAAUACAGUUUAUAUUGAUGUGGAGUCUUACACGUACAGUUGGAAUACUCCUAAAGAUUUUGUACCUUAUGCUCGAUAUUUGUCUAGAAAAGACGUCAGUAUUCUCAUUGAAAAAACAAAUAAACAUCAUGUCAAUAAAUAUAAACAGAUGAUUAUUGAAAGUUCUAUCAUAAAACUACAGGCCUAUUGUAGAGGAUACUUGUUUAGAUUAAAAUUGAAACGAAAACUGAAAUACUUUAGAGACAAUGUAGGAUAUAUUAUUAAGAUUCAAGCAUGGUGGAAACGAGUAUUGAUUCAAAGAAAAUAUGGAAUGUUGAUAAAAAUGAAAACUAUAGAGGCUAAAUUGAAAUAUGAGAGGAAACAGAAUCCCAUGGCAUGGUAUAAAGUUCAGGAACAAAAAAUAAUUAAAAUUCAAGCUUUGUGGCGCGGACGACGAGCUCGUGAAGCCUUUACUUCUUUAUGUUAUUCAAUUAAUCCUCCUCUCAAAGCAGUAAAAAAGUUCAUGCCGUUGUUAGCUUCCUCAACGGAAGAUUACGAAAGAGAAAUGGAAUUACAGACUUUAAAAUCCGAAGUUGUCCAGUCAAUAAGGAAAAAUCAGGAACUAUCUAAACAAAUAGAUGAUAUGGAUUUAAAAAUUGGUCUUUUGGUACAAAAUCGUAUUGCUUUGCAAGAGGUAGCUGCACAUGGCUUGAAAUUAAAUAAUUUGGUCAAACACAAUUCUAUAACAAAAUUGGUAUAUCAAAAUCGUCACGACGGUAAGGGAUCACUCAUGACAGUUACAACAGCAGUGAAAGGACUAAAAUCACUGACAAAAGAAAGUAAAAGAUUAUUGGAUGGAUAUCAGCAUUUAUUUUACGAGCUACAAACUAACCCAACGUACCUUUCGAAGCUUCUUUUUUGUAUACCACAGAAUAAAACUAACCUCUUUUUACAAAAUGUAAUUUUAAGCCUAUAUAAUUUUGGUGCAUAUGACAGAGAUGAGUAUCUUUUGUUAAAAUUGUUCCGAUUUACAUUAGAGGAAGAGAUACGAUGCAAAGUUCUUAAGCCAUUUGAUGUGAUUGCAUCAACACCUUUAGUAUUAAAAAUGGCAGUUAAUUUGUCAAGACAACUCUCUGGUUUAAAUAAUCUCCAAACUAUUAUUGGCCCACUUGUAGAAAAAAUGCUGAAUGAUAAAGAUUUGAACAUUGAAACUGGUCCAGUAGAAAUUUAUAAGGCUUGGAGAAAUGAAACUGAAAUGAAAACUGGCCAAAUUUCAAAGCUACCAUAUACUGUAAGUCAAGAAGAAGCUUUAAACUAUCCAGAAGUGAAGAUGCGUUUAGAAAAAGCAUUCCGUCAGCUCAAGACAGUUGUGACUAUGUUUUUAAAUAAAAUUACAGAAUCUACUGAACUUUUUCCAUUUUGUAUUAAAUAUAUGGCUCGGGUACUACACAGAAUGUUAGUUUCGAAAUUUCCUUACAUACCUGAAAAAGAUAUUCUGAAGGUAAUUGGUAAUUUAGUCUAUUAUCAAUAUUUGAACGCUGUUAUUGUAGCUCCCGAUGCUUUUCACGUAAUCAAUUUACCAAGAGGAGCAGGACUCACAGCAGACCAGCGAAAAAGUUUGGCAUCUGUAGCAAAAAUUUUGCAUUUCUCUGCAGCAAAAAAAGGCUUUGGCGAAGAGUCGAAGCAUCUGAGAUAUCUAAAUCCAUUUAUAGUAGAAUGCCACGAAAAGAUGAAAGAAUUGUUUAAAAAAUGCUGUCGCGGACCGACUCUAGAGGAAUACUUCGCCGUGGAUGAGUAUACGGAAGCCACUCUAUUACACCAUCCUCAUAUAUAUAUUACUGUUCAGGAAAUUGUAGACACUCAUGCGCUUCUAGAGGAAUACCAGCAUAUCAUAGCUCCGAAUCCUGAUGACCGACUGAACGAACUAUUGGAUGAUUUAGGAGAAGUACCCACUGUGGCACAACUUGCGUCACGUGAUGUUGACAUGCAAAUCGGGGAAACGACUGAAGAGAAUGCGAGGCUUGAAGUGUGUCUAGCUUUGGUAAAUAAAUUCCAAGCUCCUUCUGAUGAUAUGACUAAUCUGAAUAAACUAUUUGUUAAAACCAAAGAACUAUGUGUCGCUAUUAUACCUUUUCUAAAUGGUGAUCAUCUACUAGAAGCGCUAUGCAUUGGUACUACUAAAGAACAACAGGAACAAUAUGCUGAAAUAGUGCAGAGACGUAUUUAUUCUGGUCAAGCCAAAGCUGAUGAAGUCAUGUCGUUACGAGAACAUAUUGCGAAACUGCGUCACAACCUUCAAUUAUUAGAAGAUGAAGGAUUUGUGACCAGGGAAGAUGGAUAUCAAACUUUAGUAACCGCCAUAGCUCUAGAUUUGUGUAACAAAGGUAAAUACAGACAAAUACAAAGAAGGUCUCUAGUCACUCUUAUCCGUACAAAACAGAGUUUACAAGAGAAAACAAAGUACUAUGAAGAGAAGUGUCAAUCAUAUGACCAGUAUAUUAAAUCGUGUCUCGCUAAUCUUCAUGCUGGCAAAAGAAGUGUUCACGCUUGUUUAAGAAGACCAGGUAAAGAUGCACAGAAAUUGAAAUCCAAGCUUACUGUGAAAUACUCCGGUGCGAAACUAAUGGAAAGGGGUGUUCUGUUAGAAAUAGAUGGGCUCUCACAUUCACAAUUCAAGAAUGUGCAAUUUGAAAUCACACCCACCGAUCAUAAUGGUGUAUUUACAAUUAAAGGAAAGUUUAUGGGAGUGGAAAUGGAAUCAAUUGAGAUAGAUAUUCAGGAUUUAUUACAGAAACAAUAUGAGGGCUGUGCCAUAAUGGAUAUAUUCGGGAAAGCAAAAAUAAAUGUUAAUCUACUGAUCUUCUUAUUGAAUAGUAAAUUCUAUGGCAAAUCAUAAUAACUGUGUGCGAUGAAUAUCAAUCAAUGCGAUAAUUAAUGAUGGUAGAUAAACAUUAGGUAUGGAUAACAUCGCUUUUAUCUCGUAAUGAAUUAUAUCUGUAUAUUGGUUAUGAAUAUCUGAUAUUAAAUACCAGAUAACUGAAAUAUUGAGAGAGAUUUCAACAUUUCAUAUUUAUAAUUUGUUCGAAUUAACUAUUGAGCCGAUUGUAUUUACAAAUUUAUGAUUUAUAUAGUCGAUGGCUUCUAGAUGUAGUUUUAUGUAAUUUUGUCCCAUUGGGCACUCUUAUAAUUUACCAUAUCACGGCACGAUUUUGUCAUCGUAAUAUAAUUAGGAAAGCAAGAAUACAUUUAUGCCAUUGUAUCAUUCAAGACUGAAUUAAUUUUCUGUCAAUAAUGAUAUGAUGCCGAUACUGUUAGGUUCAUACAAUAAUAUAAGGACGUCCACGGCACACCAUGAUUUUGUUUUUACUUUAUAUUAUACCAUGCUAUUCUAUAGUAAAUUAUAAACAGUUUAUAUUACCAUACCUUUCGACUUAGCGAGGCAAGCCUCGUAUUAUGAUACUUAAACGCAUGUCCUUAGACCUGUACUGGUUUAGAAAUCAAAUCUUAUUAGUAAUAACAUUGUGAAAUAACAUUUUAGUAUAUGUAUAUUAAAGGUAAGGCUGUCUUUAACAUCACAGUAAGCUUAUUGUAAAAUUGUCUAUGAAUAACACGAUCUGGCAUACAUGAAUGGUAAAGUCUACUAAUUGUUAUGUCAGUACAAUAGAUUUUACAAGUGGCCGUGAUAUUCAUAGUUACAAUUUUAUAGUUCAAAUUAUGGCUUUAAAAAUAAAAUUGUAUUUGUACGUGUAAUUAAAAUUAAAACAUAUACCAAAUUUUUCUACUUUUCGAUGAAGUAUUACGUUAUACCAAAUAUUUACCUAAUAUCUUAUAAUGAAUUUAAACAUGUGCUUAUUAGUAUUUUAUUUUUAAAUUUUUUCUUAAUUUAUAUUUAAGUUUAAUAUUAGUAAUAGUUCAUAAUGUCAUUCAUUUCAGAUGAAUUGUAUUGACCAUUUGUUUCGAAAGUUUCAGCUUUGUAAAAUGGAUACCUACUAUUAUUUUACUUUAGAGCUCGUUUUUGCUUUCAUUUUAUGGAUUCUGUGAAAUACAACUUUAAAAUGCAUAGAAAGAUAAGUAUGUAAACUGUUCAAUAUUAUUUCUCUGUUGCCUAUUAAAACUAUCAUAAUAAUUCAAACAAUGUAGGAGAAAUCUAAAUAAAUAGUUUGCAAAUGAAAAGUUCAUACCAUCAAAUCAUUAUUCGAAAGUACUUAUGUUAUUAUUUUAUAUUUAGAUUACGAAUAAUACUAUAAUAAUACUAAAAAAUAUUUUAGCUAAAAUUGAAAUGCAUUUUCAUUUGAUUACAAAAAUAACUGGGCAUUUGUAAAUUUCAGACAAAUCUGUACUGAAUGUGUGAACCAAUGUAUCCAAUUAUUAUUUUUCACAAGACUAAAGAUAUAAUAAGUACUAAUUACUAUAGAGGAAGGCUAUUUUUUUAAUUAUCAUUAAUUAAUGAUAUUACAAACAAAAUAUUUUUAUCAGUAAAUUAAUUUAUGAACAACAUUCGUACCUUUGAUGCAACAAGGUCACUACAGCGCAUUUUGUAAUUUUACAGGAUUAUACUUUUUUUUCGAAUUUAAAUUAUUGUUAUUAUACUUCAUGUAGUGAGCUUAAAGUCUCGAUAAAAUUACGAGUAUAUUUUUUGGUUCGGUUUCAUGUAACAAGUUUAUUUUUAAUUACUAAACAAUACAGAUACAAGGUAAAACAUACUGAAUUGUGACUCCAGUACACCGAAGGUUGUAUUGUAAUUGUAUAAUUGUCUAUCGACUUUUAAUUUAUUAUUACUAUUUAUAAAUGUUUGCUACAUUCCUUAACCUGACCUAACAUGAUGUAUGAUGAAUUAAUCAAAAUUAUUUGAUACCAUUAAAUAAAGUAAUAAAUAGUAUUGUAUAUAUCCGAGUCUUGUACAAAUAAAAAAGUAAAUUAUUUUUUACACUUGAAAUUGCCGACAUUAUUACACAUAAAAUUUUGAUAAUUACAGUUAAUAGCUGAACUUUUGAGAAAAAAGUUGACACCUCUGUGAUAUCUUAACAUCACUGGCGUUUAUUCUUUGUUUUCAUUUUUGCCUUUAAUUAUAUUUCGUACAUAUUCUUUUCAUAUUAUCCUUUACAAUAAACAAGGCUAUUUUUAAACGACUUAAUACUUAAAAAAAAUAUUCUUUUCUACUACCUAUAUCUUAAAAUUGUAAAAUAUCCACUCUGGUUAUAGAAAACAAUUAUUACUUCUAUGUUAAUAUUGUAAAGUUUGUGAGUUUGGAUUUUGUGGCGCCUACUUUCUAAUACUGUUAGAACCUUAUC